GCCGUGUGUGAGCCCUGUGUUGAAGCUAUGGCCUCCUUUUGGGAAUUCACUGAUUUGCUGCUGUCCAAGACGGUGACCUUCCCUCUGCUGCUGUUUGUCCUGUACCGGACAUUUGUCGAUGACAAGGUGAAGGGUGCUGGGGAGCGUGGUGAGGAAGGUAGAACUGGUGGAGGCGCUGCUGCUGACGAGCACGAUGAGGAGAAGAUUGUGAUCCAUGCGUUGAAGGACUUUGACUGGACCAAGGAGGACCCGAUCAAGUACAGACCGUUCAAGAAGGGAGAGUACAAGCUGACGAUGGGCAUCCACAACAUCCCACCAGACGAGUGGUUUCUCGUGGAGAACACGUACAAGGAAUACACCGACUUGAAGUGGUCGUAUGCGACCAACCCUGAUCUGAAGGACCACGGCAUCUUCAUGGCUGACGGGUGUGAAGAGGCCACGAUCGAGUUCUACCAGAGAAGUACGCAGUUCAUGGUUGAUCGCUAUCCUGACUGUUUCCAAGUGGAAGGUGACAAGAUCAUCAACAAGAUCCGUGGGGACUGGAUUCCAAGGGACCCUUACUCCGUUGCGAACAAGAAGGACCUCCACCUGUACCUCUCCAGGUUCCUGGAGGAGGACUACAUCAUCCUGUACCCUGAGCCUGAGCGUAAAACCGAUGAAGUGAUCUUCAAAGGUGGUGUGUUUCUGUUUGCUGCUGGUUUUGACCCUGCCACUAUCUUCAACACCCCCUUGACGAACAUCCACGGCCCUGUCCCUGAAUAUAAGAGCAAGCUGAGACCGCAGAUGAACAAGUUCUUUGACAAGUUGAAGCCCGGAGUGUGGGUCAGAAGAAACAACUGGAGUGUUCAAACGCACAACCGUGUCUUUGUCAUGAACGACAACAAGGGUAAAGAGGACGAGGAGAUCACCGAUCUCGACCCAGAUACCCUCGACUUCCAAAGAGAGGUGUUCUUCAGAUCCGAGAGACAGAUCCUCACGAGGCUGCCAAAGACCGGUGCCAUCAUCUUUUCCAUUAGAACCUACCUCACGCCAAUGAAGCAGAUCCGUGACGAGGGCAACGACAUCGUCCUGGAGCUGAUUGGAGGCAUUGAAGGUAUGCAAGGUGUCAUUGGCCAGUACAAGAGAAGACCUGCCUGGGGUCCUGCUGUGAUUGCCUACAUGAAGGGAGAGUCCAAUGGUACCGAUAAGCCAUGGAUCAAAGGGCUACAAUGAGCCGUUUUCUGCUGUAUAUAGAAGCCA
Molecule: messenger RNA, 1239 nt
Organism: Williopsis jadinii
Lineage: Eukaryota; Fungi; Ascomycota; Saccharomycetes; Phaffomycetales; Wickerhamomycetaceae
Product: heme-dependent oxidative N-demethylase family protein
Exons: 1
Coding region: 28-1212 (394 amino acids)
Source: RefSeq, a predicted model, not a curated record